AUGGCGUGCUUCCACGAUCUCAUUCCCACUCUGACUGUCUUGCUGGCGUUUAUCCUGAGUUUACUAUGUCUCUUCUCUGGCUCGGAUAGCAACUUUCUCACCAAGGCUGAUAUUGUCACCUUGGAAACAUCCAAUAUAGGCAAUGGCGCCGGCAUACGCGACUUCUACUCGGUCUACGUGAUGACCUACUGCGAAGGCUUCAUGGAACAAUGCUCCACCAACGGAACAGAAGCCCUCAACUUUGUCCGCAAUGUGACCUUCUGUUCUGAUCGCGCUGUUCCCUUUGCCUUUGAUGCCGGCACGAUCUUGUCCAACGAUAUCCACCCCGAAGACCCGGCGGAGUCUGUGUCUGACCUGAACUGGCCAGAUUUCCCGUCGGAUGACUUUGACUUUCUGGCUCCGACCAGCCAGGCCAUGGUCGUCUUCUACGUGGCUGGAACUGCUGCGGCUGGUCUGGCUAUUCUAUACAGAAUCUGGAUUACCUGGGGUGGCCAUGGACCUCGUGGCUUCCAAGCACCGGGUGAAGUACCAGGGACACCCAGGGAAAUCGUGUCUCAACCGCGACGGUCGAAGCGAGAAAUGUCCUUGAUGAUGUUUGGCUUUAUCUGUCUAGGCAUCGCAUCGACCAUUGCCAGCGUCAUCGCCACUGAAUUCGUCAAUCUCGUCAACAACCACGGCCGCGACAAUGGCAUCUCGGCCAACCACGGCGAUACGUUUUUGGCCAUGUCCUGGACGGCCGUUGCGCUGCUUUUCAUCGGCAGCAUGGACAGUCUGUACAUGGUGAUGGUCUGGCAUUAUCGCCACUGCACCUGCGAACAAGUAUCUCCGCUUGACCCUGAAGCGAAGCGACCACCACCGGAGGAUUUCUAG
This is a messenger RNA of Aspergillus wentii DTO 134E9, 870 nucleotides long. RefSeq names its product SUR7/PalI family protein. The transcript has 3 exons. Gene Ontology annotation, biological process: fungal-type cell wall organization. The record is from RefSeq and is a predicted model, not a curated record. Lineage: Eukaryota; Fungi; Ascomycota; Eurotiomycetes; Eurotiales; Aspergillaceae. Gene Ontology annotation, cellular component: plasma membrane; cell cortex of cell tip. Bases 1 to 870 code for a protein of 289 amino acids.